Engraulis encrasicolus (European anchovy) is the source of this 1757-nucleotide messenger RNA. Its product is annotated as tripartite motif-containing protein 16-like. The transcript has 7 exons. Gene Ontology annotation, molecular function: zinc ion binding; protein binding. Lineage: Eukaryota; Metazoa; Chordata; Actinopteri; Clupeiformes; Engraulidae. The record is from RefSeq and is a predicted model, not a curated record. The coding region runs from base 1 to 1707 and encodes 568 amino acids.
AUGGCGUCAGCGUCUUCUCUUGAGGAGGACUCCUUCACUUGUCCAGUCUGUCUGGAGCUGCUGAGGGAUCCGGUGACUAUUCCUUGUGGACAUAACUUCUGUAUGAGGUGCAUUAAUGGCUGCUGGGAUCAGGAGGACUGGAAAAGAAAAUACAGCUGCCCCCUGUGCAAACACACCUUCGACUCCAGACCUGUCCUCUACAAAAACCCUCUGAUGGCUGAAAUGGUGGAGAAGUUCGGGAAGACCAGCAUCCAAGCUGCUGCUCCUGCUCGCUGUUAUGCUGGACCUGGAGAUGCGGCUUGCGAUGUCUGCACCGGUAGAAAACUUAAAGCUGUUAAGUCCUGUCUGGAGUGUUUGGUAUCCUACUGUGACACUCACUUGAGAGUUCAUGAUGAAGCUAUCCCAGGUAGAAAUCACACCAUGGUCGAUGCCACAGGCCAGCUACAGGAGAUGAUCUGUCCCCGUCAUAAGAAGGUUUUUGAAAUAUUCUGUCGCACCGACCAGAGUUGCAUCUGCUACCUGUGUACAAUGGACGAUCAUAAAGGCCAUGACACCAUUGCCGCUGCGGCAGAGUGGAGUCAGAAAAAGGAGGGGUUGGGUCAGAGCCAGAGGAGAUGCCAGCAGAUAAUCCAGUUGAAGGAGAAGGAGCUUCGGGAGCUUCGGAAGGCUUUGGACACUCUCAAGUCUGGUGCACAGACAGCAGUGGAGGAGAGUGAGAGGAUGUUUACUGAGAUGAUCCGCUCCAUUGAGAGAAGGUGCUCUGAGGUGACAGAGCUGAUCAGAGCUCAGGAGAAGGCUGAGGUGAGUCGAGCUGAAGGACUCCUGAAGCGACUGGAGCAGGAGAUUGCUAAACUGAAGAAGACAGAUGCUGAGAUGAAGCAGCUUUCACUGACUCAGGAUCCCAUCUACUUCCUCAAGAACAUGGUGUCCAUCCCUGGUGAUCCAAGCAGUGCUGUGACCAGAAGGACCUUCAGCCAAAAUCGCUUCUUUGAGCCCGUGCAGAAAUCUGUUUCUGCACUGAAGAUGCAGCUGAAUGAGAAAUUGGAUUCGAUCUUCAAGCAAGAACUAGUCAAGAUAUCUGCAGCAGAUCCUGAUCCUGAACUUCCAGUGAUGUUUUCUUUCUCAGUGUCUGAUGGCCAGGCUCUUAUUGCUGAACCAGUGACCAGAGAGGACUUCUUAAAGUAUUCCUGUCACUUCACUCUGGAUCCAAACACAGCAUACAGACUCCUCCCUCUGUCUGAGGGGAACAGGAGGGUGGGGACCAGAGAUGAGGACCCUCAGUCAUAUCCUGAUCAUCCAGACAGAUUUGAUGAUUAUCAGCAUGUGCUGUGUAGAGAGGGUGUGUCUGCACGCUGCUACUGGGAGGUUCAGUCGAGUGGGUGGGUUGGUAUAGCAGUGGCAUAUAAAAGCAUCAACAGGAAAGGAGGGGGUUUUGAGUGUGUGUUUGGAUAUAAUGAUCAGUCCUGGAGGCUGGACCUCACCAGCUCCAGCUCCUCUUUCAGACACAAUAAUAAAGACACUAAACUCCCUCUAGUGGCCAGCUCCAGAAUAGGAGUGUAUGUGGAUCACAGGGCAGGAACUCUGGCCUUCUACAGCAUCUCUGGAGACACAAUGACCCUCCUGCACAGAGUCCACACCACAUUCACACACACACUCUACCCUGGCUUUGGGGUUGGGUUAUGGGGAUCAUCAGUGAAGCUGUUGUGAGGCCCCUACAGGGUCAAUGGGUAAAUGCUGCUCAUGUGGGGCCUCUAUUU